GAAACAGCUGUCAUAAGAAUUUGUCUCAACUGGAUUUAAAAACAUAAAUAUCGUUAAAGUACUUGUAAAUAGUGAAGUAUUUCAUGAAUGAAGAAAUUAUGAUUGAUAUUUUGCAGGAUUACAAUUUUUGCUGAGGGAUUAAGUGAUCAAUUCAGUACCUGACCUUACCUUUUCAACUUACAGAUUUGUAUAGUUGAACAAUUGAUGGAACUGGAUGCACUGUUGAUAAAUAAACACAGGUAGACACCAGCUACCAAAGUACAGUGAAGACUUUAUAUUUUGUACAGUAAAUAAAUAUUGAUCACAUAAAGGCUUGUCGGACAUUAAAUCACCAAAGAUAAGAGAAGAUUUUUUAUCAUCUGUAUGUGCUGAUAUGACAAGAAGUUUGAGUGACUUUACAGGUAGGCAGAUGUCAAUGAACAGAGAAAAAUGAAGAAAUUACAGCUGUCCAAGUGCCUAGGACAUGUGAUAUUACGUUUAAUACUUCUAUUAUUUUGGAGUUGCAAGGGCCUAGCUCAGAGCUCAUCAUCAUUAUUUUCAUCAACACCAUCAUCAGUAUCAUCUAUAGUUUCAUCUUCACCAGACAUAUUGCCUUCUUCAUGGACCUUUGUUGGGAAAGGAUAUAUAGCAGUGUAUCCAGCAAUAUUUUCAAAUCAAAAUCCAGAUUACAAAUUAUCAUUCCGGACAAGAAACUCAAAUGCAGUUAUUUUUUGUCACAUUCUAAAGGAAUUAAAAGAAACCAAGCAUUUAUCAGUGGGAACCUAUGAAUUUUGUGGCGAAUUACAUAAAGGAUCUUUAAAAAUUACAUACAAAUUAAAUGGAAAUACAGAUACUUUUUACAUAGGAAAAGCAUUAAAUGAUGAUAAAUGGCAUUCAUUAGAAGUGCAACUCCUGACCUCUGGUGACCUUAUUGUGACCUUAGAUGAUGAGCCUUUAAGUAAUCCAGUAUCAGUAUUAGAUUGGAAUACAUUAUCAUCAGUCAUAUUAUUUGGAGGAAAAGGCACUGAAUCUCAAGAUCAUCUCUAUAGUGGAUGUUUAAAGAAUCUCCAAAUCUUAGACGGCAAUGGGACAUACAACAAUAUAAACAAGCCUGAAGUGAUGGGUAAAGUGGAGACAGGAUGCCAGGAUAAAUGUUUAACAGGGAACCAGUGUAAUGCUGAAACACCAUGUAUUAAUUUCUACUCCCAUGUUAAAUGUGACUGUUUUGGUACUAAUUUGCAGGGACCAUUCUGUAAUCAGUCAGGUUCUACCAAAAUCACACUAAGAGGCUAUGAAUGGAUUACCUAUCAACUUUAUGAUAAACCAAGUGACAGGGUCUUUUCAGACAAAAAUAAAUUCAGUUUACAGUUUAGGUCAGAUAGAGGCUCAGGUGUCCUGAUAUAUGCCGUUGGUACCUACCCACAUGACAGUCAUGUGAUUGCUUCAGUUCAUGAAGGAGUGGUUACAGCCUCAGUUGGAUUCCAGCAGGAUGUCACAUUAGAAGCUAACCUUGGUAUUGCUACAGAUGACUUUAGGCAGAAGGAAGGAUGGCAUAACUUGACCAUUGUCCACAACAAGAAUACAGUUACAUUUAUCCUGGAUGAAGAGGUGACGGUCAGGACAACUGAAUCCAGUAAUUACUACCUCAGUCUUGAUUCAAAAAUCUUCUUUGGUGGAGGCAAUAAUUUUGUCAUAACAAAAGGCUUACAAGUUACACAGAAUUUUGUUGGUUGUUUGAAGAAUGUUUAUGUUGACGAUGUUUCUUUAGUCUAUGAGAUGAAGCAUGGGAAUGACAGAGUUAUCCACAGCGGUGGUCAUAAACCUUAUUAUGGUUGUCACAAGACAGAAGACAUUCCUAUAUCAUUUCCCAAGUCUGGAACCAUGAUUGUACUAGAUACACCAUCUAAUACAGACUUACAAGUAGAGUUUGGCUUCCGCACGGUCCGUGAUGUUGCCAUUAUAUUUUAUGCACAGACUAUUUCAACCUUAGGAUAUGGCAUUGGUUUCUUUGAGAUAUGGAUUAGACACCACCAAGUUAUUUUACAACUAGAACCAUCUACUAGGAAUCCUGAUCUAUCAAAACACAUUGUCAUUGAUCAUGUUGUCAAUGACAACAAAUGGCAUACUCUACAUCUCCAUUUCACUGAUAGGUUUACCAAAAUAAAGAUAGAUGAUAGAUCUAACCAGAUAAAUCACACAGAUCUACUGGAGUUAACAGGAGAAAUGGUGAUUGGACAUGGACCUAGGCUAGCCUAUGAUGCCAAUGAUGGAUUUGUUGGUUGUAUAAGGAAUCUAGCUAUACAAGACAAGGUAAAGGAUGCUAUCAACUUACUGCAAACAAAUUCAGCAGUGUAUGGUGUAAUACUGGAUGGUUGUCACCUAGUACCCUACUGUGAAGGUGGCCCUCAUUGUGAACAUGGUGGUAAAUGUUUGUCAAACUGGGAUGGAGUUGCAUGUGAUUGUUCUGACACUGCAUAUGAAGGACAUGCAUGUCAUUUUGCAAAAUACAGAAGAUCUUGUGACGAUUACUACCAAGCUGGUUAUAAACAGUCUGGAGCAUACCAGAUUGAUUUGGACAGUACUGGUCCCCUUCAACCUGUUUAUGUUUGGUGUGAGAUGGAGUACCAGUAUCAAGGAGAAAAAUAUGGCAUGACUAAAAUAGAUCAUAAUUUUAUACCAGAUACACGGGUCAGAGGCAAAGGAUUGUAUGAUAUGAGAAAAUUAUUAUCAUAUAGAGAAAUGACAAGACAAGAACUAGUAGAGUUAACAGAAUCAUCUAUUUGGUGUGAACAGUUAGUGGAUUAUGAUUGUUACAGAGCUCCAUUAGAACUAGGGAAAUCUACAAUAUUUCAAUCAGCGAGAGGUGAAAUAUUAGAACUUCGUUAUAAUACUGAUGCUGACAGCUUAUGUUCCUGUAGAAAGGGAACCUGUCCUCAGAAUAGAUGUCAAUGUGAUAAAGGUCAUGCCCAGUGGGAAAAAGACAGUGGAUACAUUAGAUAUAAACAGCAUUUACCGAUUACUGAGUUGAGGAUAUACCAGUCAAAGUCUCCAGCACCACAGACCAGUGCCAACUUAAGUUUGGGUCCUCUUAAAUGCUGGGGAGAAGCUCUCAGUAAAGUUGCUAAUGCAGUGACCUUUAAAAGGUCAUCUGCUUAUCUACACCUCAGAUCCCCAUGGAGAUCCUCAAACCUACAGUUUAUGUUUAGAACUCACCAGACUACAGCUUUGUUGUUAAACCAAACCCAUACAUCAGACAACUCCAACAGUUUGGUUAUAGCUCUUAUAUCAGAGAAAGCUGUGCAAUUUUCCGUCAGAAUCAACAACAAAACACUUGAAGAUAUAAUACAGUUUGAUAUGACUAUCGGUGAUGGGAAAUGGCAUUAUGUUGCCAUAGAAAUGGAUACACAUAAUAUAAGAUAUACUGUUGAUGUGAAGAGACAAAUAUUAGAUAUGCCUGGUAAACAGAUACCUAGUUUCAACGGUAGUUUGUAUGUUGGAGGCUACAUCAACGAGAAUGUCAUGCCAGGACUUAAAGGUUGUUUGAGAGGGUUCCAUUAUAAUGAAAAGGAUAUAGAUCUAUCUAAAAUGACUGAUCCAAGUAUACCAGAAGUGAGUGCUGGUUGUACAGCAUCAUGUGAGAGUAAACCAUGUCAGAACCAAGCCAAAUGUAUAGAACACUGGGGCAGUUAUACAUGUAUCUGUACCAAUAAAUGGGCUCACUGGGGAGAUAGCUGUGAACGAAACAUAAAUAAAGACCAAAUAUCAUUUGACGGAACUGCUACGUCAUUUUUGGACCUGGAAGGAUUCAAGGGAGAUAAUUUGUUAGAUUCUACCAUAAUCCUCAGCUUUAGAACUUACGACAGCAGAGCCAUACUACUUUAUAUCCAUGAUGCAAUGAAUAACUUCCUUCAGCUGGAACUAGAGAAAGGAGACAGACUUAAACUGAGUUUUAAUCAUUUUAAAACUAUUGUAUCUGAGUCUCUUAUUUAUAAUAGUUUCAAUGAUGGAGAAUGGAAACAGAUUGUAAUUCAAGAACGGAUAAAUAAAAAUAAUUUAGCUGUGACCAAAAUGUUUGUCAACUCCCCAGAUAAUAUGGUUAUAGUACCGUACAGUCGCCUCAAAUUACCAACAUAUUCUUCAGCUCCAUUUAAAAGAUAUGAAACUGUAAGACCACCAAGAUCACCGGGUGUAACCAAUACAUACAUGAGUGAAUACUAUCGAUUGUUUGUUGGUGGUACUCUGGAAAAUACAUCUGAUAUAAAUCAAUUAUCAGGUUGCAUCAGAGGAUUGAAAAUUGGAGAUAAAGUCUUCUCCUUACAACAAGAGGCUCACCAUAACCCAGCUGUGGCUGCCAUGUGUGGGAGUGGAUGUUCUUCAAGUCCAUGUAAACAUAAUGGUAAAUGUAUAGAGAAAUGGGACCAUAAUAAGUUUUAUUGUGACUGUGCAAAGACAAAUUAUGCAGGAGAUCAAUGCCAAAUGGAGGCUUCAGGAAAUUUUAGUGGCAAUGCAGUUUUGGAAUACAGCUUUGAGUUACUUAGGAAUGCUCGAUUUACAACUAGUGAGAAUUUAUCCCUGUCCUUCCAGACCAGUGCCGUAGUGGGGAAGAAACAGGUUGUCUUGGCUGUUAUAAUGAGUUCAAAACAUCCAGAUCAUGAUCUUUUAUUGUUUGUGUUAACUGCUGAUGGUGUUAUGGUCAAGCAUUAUCAGAAUAGACUUAAUUAUGGUUUAAGGGUAGAGGGCAAAUUUGCUGAUGGAAAACCACAUAAAUUACAGUACUGGAGGUCAGGAGAUGAAAUGUUACUAACGGGUAACAGAACUUUGAUUCUUGAUGAUGUUCGGAAGAUGACAGUACCAAAUAUCCGGAAUCCAUUGGAUGACCUUGAUGUCAUGAUGCUUGGUGGAGUGGUACUACACAAACUAAAAAGCGAUAUAGAAAAUAAAGACAAGUUUGUUAAUUUCACAGGAUGUAUCUCUGAAGUAUUGUUUACACCAGUGGAAAAUGAACCAUACAUUAUCAACCCAUUAAAAGAAUUGAGAAGUUUUGCUAAUCAAUCUAUUAUCAUACAUGGAGAUGACAUUGACGGCUGUUCUUUAGAUACUGAUGCUGACCAACACAUGACAACUGAUUCAACAUAUACUACAGAUUCCGAAACAGAUCAGGAUAGAACAAUGCCACCUUGGAAUCCUGGUCCAGCAGAAACUAUUUAUCUGAAUGCUCCACCAUCGACAACCACUAUGAAGACCACAAUACUACCAACACCAAAACCAACCAUACCAACCAUUCCUAAAACUCCUGUAUCAACUACAGACAGGCUUAAUGUAUCAAAAUCCUCUAUUGGUCACACUAAAAUUGGGGGAACGGCUACAGAUCUGGAAAUUAUGAUUGCCUUGGCAAUAAUUUGUGGUUUGAUGUUGAUAUCUGUCCUAAUUGCAUUGUUCCUGUGUAAGAAGCGAAAACAUGAACGCUAUGUUAUGAAGAAGGUACCUCCAGAUGACCUUGAACUCAAAGUACCUCUAAACCACACCUCUAGUCCUCCACCUAGUCAAAAACCUUAUGAUCAUAUAGCCAGACUGGAUGAGUUCAGCAUGAUCUCUGCAACAUUAGGACCUGCUAAGAGAAGAAAAGAAAACGGAGUUGGUCCUGGAACUGAGCCAUUAUUAAAUGAUAGUGACCUGUCUCCAGGAGAGUACCCUGUACAGUCUACAUUUUAUAACAAGAAGAAAAAUAGACCAGCCUCCUCAAUAUCUGAAGUUUUAGAGGAAAUAGAAAGACAGAAGAGAGAAAAGGAUUGUGAUGAAAAUUCAGGACCAGAUGAAGAAGCAAAGGAUAAACAAGGAGGAGAUUUAGAAUGGGAUCCAUCAAAUGACAGGACACCUUUAACAUCAGUUCCACCGUUUGAUACUAUAUCGGAGGAUUUUAUUUAUCAAAUGUUACCCUCACCUAUUUUGAGUGUUAUGGAUGACAUUGAGGAGCUGUCCCUUGAGAGUGCUAGCACGUUUGGUACUCUCGGUAGCAUGAAGAAACAAGAAGAAGAUGGUUCUGAGGCUGAUCCUUUACAAGUACUAGAACAACAGAAAGAAUUAACGAUGGAAGGCAAUGGCGACAGUGGUUACGAGGCAGAAUCACGAAAAGAUCCUGAUGAUGAAAUUAUCAAUAUUACACCACCUUCUCCUAAUAAAAUGUACAUGUAUGACAUUUCAGGACAAAAUACUAACAACUGGACUUCAACGCCUAAUCGUAAAUUAUUGGAGUAUGAAGAAUCGGGUACUUAGAGGAGGUGUAUCUGGUUGCUAGGGGAACAACUUAUAAAAUAUAUACACGAUUGUGCUCUCCAUGGCUGGCUUUGUUAAUGCUUUUAUGAUCAGAGUAGAAGAGUCAAAAGGAAAAUCUUUGGAGCUGUACAUGUUUAUAUAAGGGAGCUAACUCUUUAUGUUUGCCUGAUGUAUUAUGUUGUGUGAUUGACUGCUGAAUAUGGAAUAUAAGUCAUUUGAUUCAGAUCCAUUAUGUUCUGCAAUAUAUGUUUCUUUUUAUUAUGAUUCAAUUGCAUUAAUUUCAAAUCUUUCUCUAUAUUUUUAUAUGAACUAAAAGUCAACAGAAUGCAACAUUUAAACAAAAAAAAUGUUUAAAAUACUUAAUGUUUCAAAGGCAGCUACCAUAGUGCAUUCUAAAUACUGAGGCCAGUACAGGGUAAAGUGACUAAUUCUUAAAUGUGGAGGCAGAUAAAGCAGCAUCUAUUUAUAUGAAUUGUGAUAUAUUUUGCUUGCUGGAAAUUAGAUGUAUUAAAAAAAACUACUGUUGUAAUGCAACAAAAUGCAUUUUGAUAUUUGCUAUGAUUAAAGGAAGAUAUAGGGUAUUGACAAUGAAACAACUAUUCACCAAAAAAAAAACAAAACACAAAGAUAUAAAGAAAGAAAACCAUUCACAAGAUUCUUGAUUAGGACAAUCACAUUAAGAUUUUGGACUGGAUAAACUUGUUUUAACUUGUUUAAGAUUAUAUAGCCCUUCUCUUUUUUGUCGCGGCCAAUGGAAUAGCAGACGGAACAGAAAAAAAAUACAAUUAAAAUCGGUUAAGAUAAAUGCUUUAUCUUUAUCAAAGAAUGCUUGCAUUUACUGAGAGCAAGCUCAAAGCAUUUAUUCUUCUAAUAUAGAAAUCAUGCCUCCUCACACUCUGAGCUGGUUACCUGUCUAUAAGGUAUUUAUAGAUGAAGUUCACUUGUUCAUAGGUUGAGUGUUGGAAAAUAUGCAUUAAUGUUGUUAUUGUGUACCUCUUGUUUGCAUUAAAUGCAAUUCCUGAGUAUUUCACAUUUUAUUUUUAUUGAUUUUACAUAAUUUAUUGUUGUUACCAUCGUAAUCUAUUUUGCAUAAUGACACAUUGUUACAAUUUUCACUUAUUGCAAUUUACUUUGAUUUUACAACUAUGAAAUAAUGUACAAGUAUAUUUAUAAAUUCUUCAAUCUG
Messenger RNA from Mytilus californianus (California mussel), 7438 nucleotides. RefSeq names its product axotactin-like. The coding region runs from base 430 to 6252 and encodes 1940 amino acids. Lineage: Eukaryota; Metazoa; Mollusca; Bivalvia; Mytilida; Mytilidae. The transcript is spliced from 41 exons. The record is from RefSeq and is a predicted model, not a curated record. Gene Ontology annotation, molecular function: calcium ion binding.